This is a messenger RNA of Paramuricea clavata, 3119 nucleotides long. Lineage: Eukaryota; Metazoa; Cnidaria; Anthozoa; Malacalcyonacea; Plexauridae. The record is from the annotation of a GenBank genome assembly.
AUGGCAAGUAAGCAAUCGGAUCAACACUCUUCAAAAAUUGGGAUUUAUCCAGUUAAUGUGGACGGUGGUUACAAUGGUGCCCCUGGUUGUGGUUUGGGUUGUUCCCAACAACAUGGUUUAGGUUAUUGUCCAGCAUUUAAGAAGAUGAAAGUGAAGGAAAAGUGGGAAGUGGUGAUUCAGUCCAAGAGAUGCAAAAAAUGUCUGCGAAUUGGACACCGACACCAACAGUGUUCGCGAAAGGCAUGUGAUAUCAACAGUUGUGGAAGACCACAUCAUUACUUAUUGCAUAAAGAUCCGAAACAAAUGGACAAUGGCAAUCUGAACCCUGAUGCACAACCAUUCAAACCAGACCAAUCAGGUUGGUGCUAUUUCAGCUGGUAAUGCAGGAACUGCAAAUGUACCAACUCAAAAGGUCAAAGUGCACAGUGCCAAUGGGAACUCUAUUGAGGGACUUGCCAUGGUUGAUAGUGGUUCUAAUAAGAGUCUCAUUCGGAAAGAGUUUGCGGACAAGCUCGGUUUGGUCGGAGAAACAAAAAAGAUGAAGAUGUAUGUUGCAGGCGGUGGAAUUAAAGUUGAAGAUUCUGCUGAGUUUGAUUUAAAGAUAUCGCCAUGUUAUGAUGAAGAUAUUGUAUUCAAUGUGAGAGCUUAUUCAGUCAAGCAACCGUGCCAAGUAGCCAAAACUAUUUCAAAGAAAGCGGUAGUCAGAUUUCCUCACCUUGUUCGAAUUGUAGAAGAUCUACAUUUAAAUGGCGGUCCAGUGGACAUUCUAUUGGUAACAGAUCUACCGGAAGCCCAUCGUGAUUUUAAAGUUCUGGGGCCGGUUGUACGAAGGCCGGAUAGCGCUAUCCACCGGAUAGUGACUUUUUCAACCUUUGUAAAAUGCUUGAAAAACUGUGAAACAACGGAUAUAGACGACAAAAGAAGUAUAAAAAACAUUUAAUUUAUAAAUAGUAAACUUUAAUACGAGUUAUACCAAUCAACGAUUGAUUUAACAAAGCUUGAAAAAUCUCUAUCCGGUGGAUAGCGCUAUCUGGCCUUCGUACAACCGGCCCCUGGCGGGUAACCCUGGUGAACCGAUUGCAAAGAAGAACAUCUUUGGCUGGUCAGGCUUUUGUAAUCUUGAAGAGAAUAGUACACCUGGAAUUUUUGCUGUCGAAACCAGGACAUAAAGAAAUUGAUUUUCCAAUUGAAAAAUUGAAGUUCCUGUACAUGCUCUGAGAAGGAAAUGAGAGAAUGUGCAUUCAUUCGACAUGUUCGGGAGUCUACUAGAGUUUUGGAUGAUAAUUGAAGUAAGAAUGCCUUGGAAACCAGGACAUCCCAAUCUACCUAACAACCGGUCUGUCGCCUUCGAACGAAUGGUGUCGAAAGAAAGGCAGCUGGUAAAGAAAGGAAAGUUGGAGGUGUUUAACAAGGAAGUAAAAGCUUUGGUCGACAGGGAAGUGGUCAUUAAGCUGAAACAAGAGGAAGUAGACCCAGAGGAGCCGGCUUGGUAUCUACCGAUUGGGGAAGUGGAAAGUCCCGACAAGACGACCAAGUGCAGAUUAGUUUUCGAUGCAGCAGCCAAAAUGGACGGACUUUCCCUCGAUGAUGCUCUUGAAAAAGGACCAUGUCUUAUGAAUUCCUUAUUUGAUGUGUUGAUCGGCUGGAGACAGAAUGGAGUCGCCUUUGCUGGAGACGACUCGAAGAUGUUUAAUGAGAUAGCUGUCCAUCCGGAUGAUCAGAAAUACCACAUAUUCUUGUGGAGAGACGGAGAAACUGACAGAGAGCCUGCCAUGAAUCUUCUCGAUCGCUGAUAGAGCUCAAGUCAAAUCACCAGAAGCAGCAAGAAUCCUAAAGGAUAAUACUUAUGUUGAUGACGUCGCGGGGUCGGAGACAUCACCAGAGAAAGUCAAGAAAGUGGUCGAUGGUAUCGAUACCAUUUUGGGCAAAGGCAAGUUUGCCAUCAAAGCGUGGCACAGCAACAGCCCAGAGAUUGAUCAAGAUGGCAACGAGAAUCCGGUGAGUCUACUGGGUCAUCAAUGAAAUAAGAAAGCUGAUAGCAUUGCUUUGAAGAGCGAGACAGUGUAUACAGAUCUCAGUUAUUGUACGAAACGAAAGUAGUCAGGCAGAUAGAGGACCAAAAUAAUGGAAAACUUACCAUAUCGUGGGACAAUUCCAUUUUGUCUUCAUAUUGUGCCCUGAAGGCUAAUAAGUAUGUUUCUGUAUGUUGGCCGCGUUAAAAUUUCUUGUGGGCUCCUGCCAACACGUUUUUCUUCGAAGUUUGUAUUAAACUUUAUUACAGUUAAAAAAUGUGACAUUUCUGAUACAUUUCUAAUACAAAUGACUUGCAUCAAUAGAAAGCUAACAAAAAACUACAUAUGAAACAUUUAAAUGGUUAGUUGGGAUUUUCAAGCGGUUUUCGAGUUAUUGCCGUUUCAAACUGGAAAAAUAAGCAAAAAUCUCGCAAAAUUCCUGGGUACUAGUCUGAAAACACGCAUUCAACAGCUCAUAACUCAAGAAGAACUUAAAAACCAGGGUAGCCGUUUAAAUGUGUUAUAUGUAGUUUUUUGCAAGCUUCCAAAUGAUGUAAGUCAUUUGUGUUAGAAAUGUAUUUGAAAUUUCAGAUUUUUUAACUGUAAUAGAGUUCAAUACAACAUUCGAAGAAAAACGUGUCGGCAGGAGCCCACAAGAAAUUUCAACACGGCCAACAUACAGAAACGCACUAAUUAGCCUUCAGGGCACAAUAUGAAGGCAAAAUGGAAUUGUCCCACGAUAACGUAAGUUUUUUCUUUCUAUCUGCCCGACUAAAUGCUCUUGGUGCGGUGUCUCAACUGUGGGAUCCGUUAGGACUGAUGGCGCCAGUUACAAUUCGGUUUCGAAUUGAUCUCCAGAAUCUAUGGGCCGCUGGUUAUCAGUGGGAUGAGUUAUGGCCACCUGAAGAAAAGUUCAAAUGGCAAAAAAAUGUCGCGAUUAUGAACGCCCUUCUAGGUACCCACCUGGAAAGGUGCCUAAAGCCUGAAACCUCGGUGGGAAGUCCACAGCUCCAUGGAUUCUCAGAUGCGGGAGAAUUAGGAUAUGGACCGUGGUGCCCUCUUCCUUUGGUGGGAAUUGGCGUUGGUGGAAGACGUAUUUCCUGGUGA